AUGGCCUUCUUCCCUCGUCUCACCGCUGGUGACUUCACCCCUCUCUUCCGUCUCUUGGACGACUACGAUCACCACCGUGCCUCAGGCUCACACGGCACCAAUAUCUGCUCAAUCCGAUCCUUCACCCCAAAAUUUGAUGUUCGCGAAGUCAAAGACUCCUACCAACUCGACGGCGAACUUCCCGGCAUCAACCAGAGAGACAUUGAGAUCGAAUUCACCGAUGAACAUACCCUGGUGAUCAAGGGCCACGCCAAGCGAGAAUACACCGCUACAAACGAGGACACCACAAACGACGACGCCGCAUCCACCAAGAGUUCCCACCAAGCCACCGUCGAGGACGAGGAUACCCCCGCGUCAUCCACGCCAGCGGAAACACCUACCACUGAAACCAACGAAGUUGUCAAACAGACCCCGAGCUCCAAGGCCGUGGGCAAAAAGCCAGGAUACAAGUACUGGGUCUCCGAGCGCUCUGUGGGCCAGUUCCAGCGCACUUUCUCGUUCCCGGCGCGUGUGAACCAGGAUGCGGUCGAGGCUAGCUUGAAGGAUGGAAUUCUGCACAUUGUUGUUCCCAAAGCUUCGGCGCCGACGACGAAGAGAGUCAAGAUCAAUUAA
Messenger RNA from Uncinocarpus reesii 1704, 612 nucleotides. RefSeq names its product 30 kDa heat shock protein. Gene Ontology annotation, biological process: protein complex oligomerization; response to salt stress; response to hydrogen peroxide. Lineage: Eukaryota; Fungi; Ascomycota; Eurotiomycetes; Onygenales; Onygenaceae. The transcript has a single exon. The record is from RefSeq and is a predicted model, not a curated record. Bases 1 to 612 code for a protein of 203 amino acids.